This is a messenger RNA of Xiphophorus hellerii (green swordtail), 922 nucleotides long. RefSeq names its product calcium binding protein 5b (gene cabp5b). The coding region runs from base 241 to 756 and encodes 171 amino acids. The record is from RefSeq and is a predicted model, not a curated record. Lineage: Eukaryota; Metazoa; Chordata; Actinopteri; Cyprinodontiformes; Poeciliidae. The transcript is spliced from 6 exons. Gene Ontology annotation, cellular component: cytoplasm. Gene Ontology annotation, molecular function: calcium ion binding; calcium channel regulator activity.
GUCCCCAUUAAGCCUAUGCUGUCUCUCCGGACAAAAGCUGAAAAGAUAAUCCACACGAGACGUCACCGCACAUCGCUGCAGAGUUCACCACUGCUGGAUUCAUACACAGAGAGACCCUCGUCCUCAACAAAGACACCUUGAAGAUAUAGGCUGGUGGAAUGUAAGGCAGGAAAUUUUGUUUCUUUUAUUUUUCUAGUGAGCUACAGCCGUUAGAAGAGGAUUUAGACUCAGCAGCUCAUCAUGAGCAUUAAGCAGCCCUGCAUCUUUCUUAGAGGAGGAGCAAAGAGGACACAAACAAGAAAUCUUACUCGGGACGAGCUAGAAGAGCUACGUGAAGCCUUUAUAGAAUUUGAUAAGGAUAAGGAUGGUUUUAUCACCUGCAAAGACUUGGGGAACCUGAUGAGAACCAUGGGCUACAUGCCGACUGAGAUGGAGCUGAUUGAACUGAGCCAAAAUAUUAACAUGAACUUGGGGGGACGGGUAGACUUUCAAGAUUUUGUGGAACUGAUGACCCCCAAGCUUCUGAAUGAAACCGCCGGGAUGAUCGGGUUGAAAGAACUCAGGGAUGCUUUCAGAGAGUUUGAUAUAGAUGGGGACGGAUCCAUCACCUCCGAAGAGCUGAAAUUUGCUAUGAUAAAGCUGUUAGGCGAGCAGACGAGUGAGAAAGAAAUAGGAGAGGUGGUCAAAGAAGUCGACGACAAUGGAGAUGGAAAAGUUGACUUUGAGGAGUUUGUGAAAAUGAUGUCAAAGAAAUGAGGGCAACAAAAUGAAGACAGAAGAGGAUCCAAGUUGUUUUAAUUUUUUUCUGACAGACUCUUCUUUUUGUAAUUAAUUUGAAUUUCUAGUUACGUUAAUAGUAUGUUUAUUUAAUUUAUUACAAAAAAAGUUGUUGAAAAAUGAUGGGCAAAAUUUUCAGCAGUAG